This is a messenger RNA of Rhopilema esculentum, 8660 nucleotides long. Its product is annotated as mediator of RNA polymerase II transcription subunit 12-like protein. Gene Ontology annotation, cellular component: mediator complex. Gene Ontology annotation, biological process: positive regulation of transcription by RNA polymerase II. The record is from RefSeq and is a predicted model, not a curated record. NCBI's taxonomy places the organism in Eukaryota, Metazoa, Cnidaria, Scyphozoa, Rhizostomeae, Rhizostomatidae. Gene Ontology annotation, molecular function: transcription coactivator activity; transcription factor binding.
CGGCCAAUAUCAUAGCGAGGCUGAUCGAGAUCAACAAGAAAGACAUGGCUGCUGUGGAUGUCCUGAUGCGUCCGUUAAAACGCGUCAAACUUGGGCCUCCUGAUUGCUACCCACAAGAUCCAAAACAGCCAGAGGACGAUCUUUCUGAGACAAAGCUGAGGAGGGGAUUUUCAAACAAUCCUGUUGUAACAAAUGAGCAUGGCUCUGCAAAGGAGCUGUUUGCUCAGUUGCCAUUAUCAAAGUUUGCUGCACAGUACAACAGAGUCCUUCUACAGAAGCAAAAAAUAAACACAUUUCAUGAUGUGUCAAAAAAGAAAGUGCAAAUCAACACAAAGGAUAACUUUUGGAUGGUCACAAAUCGAUCCCGCAGCCAAGUCUCCCAGUGGUUUCAAGAUCUUGCUAGUAGCAAAGGAUUAACAAACUUAGGGAAAAAGGUUCCAAUUUUCAACAAAAAGGAAGAAAUAUUUGCCAAUUUGGCAGAUUACAGUGUUCCGAUGAUAAGGGCAGCUUGGUUUUUAAAGGUGACUGCAGCAUAUCAUAAUACCAUAUCAGAAGGGAAAGUGAAAAAACGAAUUAAUUUGGAUUCAUCCCAAGAGUGGACUAAUUCAAUAACGAAGUUUUUGAAGGAGCAACUCGGAAAAGUUUUAGAGUUUUACAAUCAGCCAUACUCAAACAUGUCGAUGCAAAGGCCUCCACCAGAAACAGAAUCAGCAAUCAAGCAAUGGGAGUAUGGGAUUCGCCUUUCAGGGUGGCUAUUGGAGAAUAAUCUUCUUGAAAAGCAAACAUUUGUGGGGUGGGUAGUCGAUUCUGUAGAGAAAUUGCGCAAUAAUGACGAUGCAUUGCUGAAGCACAUUCUUCCGCUUAUUCUGAAGCAUCUGGACCUGAUCACGCAGACGCAGGUAUUGUCGAGAAAUUUAGCAAGCAGCUGUAUUAAAAAGCUUCUUGCAUUGAACUCGAGUGCAGAACAGAUGCAAAGCCAAAAAGAGCAAAACCAGCCCGGUACCCCUGUGGACCAAAAUUCACAAUCUGCUUGUGGUCCUGGAUCUGUUAAUACUGUAGACAGCCUUCCUAUUCGAAGUGAGAGCCCUGUGUUUCCAGCGUUGGCAGAGUUCAAAACCUGUGAGCAGCACCGCUCGCUUGUGAUGAUGUUGUGUGGUAUCCUUCAGGCCAUCACCUUGAAAUGUCCCACAGCACUGGUGUGGCGAAGCAUGAAGAUCAGCAGCCUCCCUCAGGUGUCUGACGCCAAAGCAGCCAUUUUUAAAGGGUCUCCUCUUGAUCUGCUUCCCUGUGCUCCAAGUAGUCUUUACUCAUAUUUUGUUUCAGAAUCUGCACAGGACGAAGAUUGCCAGACUUUGCUAGAGCUGCAGGAUGUCGAAUCUGAAAUCCAAAAGAGAGGCCAAGCUGUGGAACGUAGAUGGCUUUCUCCUGCACAUCAAGAAACCAGAUUCGUAAGUGGCAAGCUUAUAUUAUUGGAAACUCUCGACAAGACGAAUUUCAAUCUUAGUGGCAGUCAAUGCUGUGUGGAUGUUCUCUAUCAAAAAUUUUUUGAAAAGGAUCCUCACGAAAUGACCGAGAAUGUUGUAAUGGAUGACAAAUCUGUGUUAAGUCUCCUGUUGCACUGGGCUGUUAGCAAGAAAAGACAUGGACAACACCGCUCAAUUGUUGUUGCUAAAAUUUUUCUAAAACGGCAGACAGAGAUUUUUAAUGAGGCUGAGAGACGAAAAACUGAGAACCCGGAUGAUGACUCUCUAACAGAAUUAGGAGCAUAUCCUUUCCAAAAUCUGUUGAUUGACUACCUGGACCAUGAAGCACCAAUGCCAAAAAAUCAGAAAAAUGCUUUGCAAGACGAGUCAUUUGAACAGCUCGUUUUGCUGUUCGGAGAAUUAAUUCGCCACGAAUGCUUUUCACACGAUGCGUACUUGUGCAACUUGAUUAAACGUGGAAAUAUCGACUACACAUCAACCUCAAGGAGUGCCAGAAGAGGAACGAAUCAUAAGGAGCCAGAUUUACAACACUUUGGUAGCAGCGAUGCUCUUUGCGUUGACCCAGGACUGAUAAACUCGAGUUCCCAUCUAGAUAAUUUUAUUGAUAGAGACAAACAUUUAAUUCGGGACCGAUACGACUACAAAGCGACGGAUUCGAUCUUCCUCGUAGAAUCCCCACCCGACUUCAGUCCACCAUCCUCAGAGAACACUGAUCAUGGUUUUCAAAGCAUGGAAAGGCUAGAAGAUGACGAAGCUGCUGUCCAAAGGAGACAGGCGGCUGCACAUAUGCUUUACGUCACUCAUUUCCCUAUUCCUAAUAUUGAUUUUGAUGACAAUCACGAAAGUAACCAACGCAUCAUAUUUCUGUACGGAGUCGGCAAUGCAAGGAAGAAAGCAACUCAAAAAUUGAAGGCUGUAGAAACACUUAUGUAUGAAGUAAUGCGAGAGGUUGAGGAGUUAAGGAUACUCAUCAACGAAUAUGACUCUCACUUGAGUAAAAGUGAGUUGAAAAGGAAGAAGGCUCAUAACGAUAAGAAAGCAAAGUUGUUCAAAGAGUUUUCCCAGCUACCUCGAUUCGAUCAGUACAACGUCUCAUCGAAAGGACUGCUCAUUCUCAGCAACCUGAAAAGAUCGAGGCCAUCUGAAUAUGGCGUCUGCUCACCACUACCAAGCGUCCAACAGUUGUCACUUGCAAUUGACUUGUGUGAGCUUGCCAAUGAUGUCCAAGGAGUUGUUGAUUUGGUUACAGAUUUCAUUUUCCCAAGAGAAGUGGGGUAUGUUGGGUUAUUUGCUCCACAAACGAAGUCUGUGAAGGGAACCAUGCCAAACAAAUUAGCCUUUGUUGAAGCAGUUAUCAAGAAACAUUACACAAUUAUUUUGACAUCGGCAGAGCAAACGAUGACAAUCUUUAAAGGCUUGCUGCAGACAGUGGAAAACAUCGCUGACCCUGGCGUUUGUUCUUCAACUGAGCGGUGCGUUCUCAGUUCUCUGUACGACUUAUAUGUCACAUGUGACCACUUAAAGGAUCGGUGUUCCGACAUAUUCAGCACUGCAUGUACAAAGAUCAAACAGUCAGUCCGUGCUGAUGUUUUGCCUUCAAAUACAAGUCUACUCUGGGAAACCUCAGUUUUAAAAGAAUAUCUUACCGCUCCUAGAAAUAUGCAGCUAGAUCACAUCUGGCUUCGUCACCUCUCAGAAGAUCGGCCGGCUGAUUUGUACAGCUUCGUCUGCAACGCAUUGCUAUGUGUCUGUAAUUGUCAAGACCCAGAAAGGCUCUAUGACUUGUCAGUUCUUUGCGCUGAGGUUUCUUCACACAUUAGUGCAUUGAACUCCGAGUGGCUCGGCGUUCUGAAAGCAUUAUGUUGCAAUUCAAUGCACGGACUUGGCUUUGACGAUUUAAGGGAAGCACUGGAUGUAAUGUCGCCUCAACUCCAAGAGUCUUUGUCCACAUUUACAAGCAUCCUUGUUGCGCGAUGCGUUUUCAGCCUGGAAGACUGCUUGAAGCACGUGUUGAUCCCAUCACUUACGUUGGCGCUUCCCAAUGCUCCAGAUCAAAAGAAUGCGAGGUUUGGUGCAAGACUGACCUGCAAUAUUUUGCUGAAACUGUUCGAUGCAUCUUCUGAAAUGCAGCCUUUGAGGCAUACACCGACAAGCUAUUCUCAGUUCAAAUCAACGCCGGAGCAUUCUUUGCUUAUUGGGUCAUAUCAUCACCUUUCCUUCGAACUUCUCUUUUACGUCAUGAAAUUGUUAAUCAUGAUUGCAGACUCAGGACCAAACAGCAAAGAGGAUAUCAUUCACCACGAGCAAGAUGAGAACGACGAAGUCUUUGAUUUGCUUUUUAACCAGUCAGGCAUCUCUGAUCCAACCAGCAAAAGUGAAGCACUGUUUGAGCCAAGUUUUUCUGGAGCAGAUUCAAACAAUGGAGAUCUUUCAAUGGUACUUAGCUCGCUGAGUGGAUAUGUUCUCCAGGUUAUUUGUAAGCAAGUUUGGGUGCAACAACGGUUUGUUCAUGAAGCAAAUAAGCUUUUCUCCAAAGAGAUGCCACUUGAUCCAAGUCUGCCUAUCAAGUUGGCGAGAAGACUAAUCAGCCUGUGCUCAUCUUCUGAGAAUGAAGUGAACAUCAACGAAAGUUACAAAGAAGCGAUCAAUCGCAUUUUCAGUAACUUAGAUCAUUGGUCACUAGAUUUUUCAUCCCUUGAACUUCAGCUUAUGAUUCGACAAGCAUUGAAAGAAGAAAUAUCUGUUUUAUUCAACGAAAUUGCGAGGUGUGUCAUGUCCACCUUGAUCGAUGAUGGAAAUGAGUCUUCGCUAUCUUCAAACAGCGAGGCCGAAAACUCGAAACCCCAGUUAGUUGGGCCGCUUAUCGGCAAACUUCCUUCAACUGUUCAAGGCAGAAUCCUUAAAACAGCUGGUGAAAUCAUGGAAAAGGGAAAAUGGUGGAAAAACCAUGAAAACUCGCGGCUGUCUCCGGCAUCACAACAAACGCUGUUCAAUCUGGUCUUGAGUUGUCUCAAAGAGCAAGAUGAUAACAAAGUCGCUUUUCUUGGCUCUCUUCAAAAGCAAUUUGCCAACGUUAUCGCUGCCCCUGAUGAGGAGAAAUUCCCUACUUGCUUCGACGCCAAACAGUUCCUCUUGGAAGGGCUACAUCUAAGGUUAAAUUUGGUCGGUGCGUUAUUUGAUGUUAUCCAAAGGAAUACAGCGAUUAUAUGUGAAUGGACACAGACCCUGUUCCGCUUAGGUGCCUGUGGGAUCAUGGAAGAGGAAAUUUCCGGGACGUACAGUUCGAUGUUUACCGACGUUCUCGAUAUGGUUUCUGUUCUAUUGUCAACUGUACAGCUAAUGGACAUGUCUGGGAACAACACACAAAGCACUGAUAUACAAAGAUAUGCGCCGCUUGUGCGCAAGCUACAGAAGGACAUCGCCCUCAGAGGGGAAUGUCCUUCAAUUUUGAAGUGUAAGCAACUUUUGCCGCUCGAAACACCUGCGUACGAGGUUAUAAGCAUGGAGGUGGACGAUUCCCAGGAUGGAAGCUCGACUCCCCUUAACAAAGAUAAAGCGAACGAGGUCCAGCAUUCGCAGCAAGGUCUAAAGAUGCGAGGUGUUCAGAACAUAAAUCCUUGGGAUUUACUUGAAGACCACCGAAGUGCUGCCCCAUUAAGUUGGGCAUGGUUUGGGGCAGUUCGGCUCGAGAAGCGCCCGUCGCGCUACCUUGAGCAAGCCAAAAGACUUCUUCUGCAUACGCACCAAAGGCGCAGGCCAAUUAACUAUUUCACAAAUUACGGUCUCAAUGAUGACGAUAAUGAAGAUUCAGACAAUGAAGCGAAAGAGGAAGAACGUCCUAGCCAGCCAGCUACCCCUAACACACCUGGAGGACCUCCAACGCCAGGAAAUAAAAGUGCUCUUGCACAACUCCUCGCCUCUGUACAGAAUACGGGUGAACCUCGACAGAGUGGCGAUGUGGCAAGACAGUCCAAGCCAUCUACGACAGUGCAGCAGACUCCACCUAAAAGGAAAAGAAGUACACAGCGUCAGGACUCUCAGUCUGGUCUGCAGAAUACCCAGGGCUUAACACCAAAUCAGCAAAAAAAGUUGCGCCUACUAAUGCAGCAACAGCAACCACAGCAAGGCUCUCUCUCGACAGGACAGAUUAUACUAGGACAACAGCCGCUUGUUGCCGGACAAGCAAGGCAAAACAUGAGCAUGACAUCAACACCCGAGUCAACGAAGGAGGCUCUGCAGGCCAUGCUAGUUGCUCGCAACCAACAGUCGACCGGGUCAUUGUCGCAGACAGUUGUGCAAAGCUCAUUACCGCAAGCCACCGCCCAAUCGACACAGAAUACGCUUGUGCAACUCCAGCAGCAGAUAGCAAGAAAUCGCAAACAGCAGCAACAACAACAACAGCAGCAGAUGCAAAUGCAGUCACAUCAGUUUGAGAUGGCACAAGAGCGACAGCUGCAGAUGACGUCACAAAGCCAGCAGCAAAGCAUGCAUAUGAUGCAGCCUCAAGGGCCACCAAAUGCGCAGCUUACUAUGAACCAAGCACUCUCGAUUCGAAGUCAGCCAGAUCUCAUUUACUCCAACCAGUCAACUCAACCUAUGAGUACGUUUGCGCAAGCAAAUCAGAUGUCACAAGGGGUCACCCAAAAUCUUCAGGGCCAGUCGUUAAUGGCCAACCAGUACACCGCAUCCAAUCAAAGAAUGUCACAGGGCCUACAGCAAAGCACACAAAUUGAUGACGUACAAACAUCUCUUCAUCAGUUAUUGCAAAUGCCAAUGGCAAGAUCAACUAUUUCCCCCGUUCACCAGAUGCGGGUUCAGCCAACGCAAAGUCGAUCUUUAUACCAACAGCAGCAACAACAACAGCAGCAACAGCAACAGCUUGCAAUUCGUCAACAGCAACAACAACAACAGCAGCAGCAACAACAGUCACAACAGCAGCAACAAAGAAGUUCUGUAAUGUUGAAUCAGCUGACAAGACAAUAUUCAGGGAUACAACAGGGUAUGCCAUUUCAAAGACAGUUCUCCGACCCUUCAGCUCGUCCAAUACAAGAGCCACCUUCGCUACCACAACAACAACCGGAUCUCGGAUUGUAUCAGCGUCAGAUUUCAGAGCCUCAAGGGAGUUUGCAGCAGCUUCAAAACAUGCUGCCACCGAGAUCACAAUUUCUCGGAAGCAGUCAGCAAUACCCGCCUCAAGGACCCUUUUAGCAGAAAAGCAGUGCCUUGGAAAAGUUCCUGAACCCUAGGUGUUUGUCUGCCUGUAUAGUUUACGACCAAGAAAUUGAAUUGUAUAGUUUUCAAUUUAAAAUUACAUUUAACUUUUAAUUUUUAUGAAUGUUGGCGUAGCAAAUUAUUAUUGUCUAUCAAACUUGUAUGAUAUGCUUUUGCUUUUGUAAAAACAAUAACCCAUUAUGUAUGCAAAAUUGUAAUUGUUUAGUGAAAACAGAUUUUUUAGCAUAGUGCUGCUGGGGUGGGUAUUCCCCAAUGGUAGUAUUUCCUUUUUGUUUUUGUAUUUCUUAUUCAACAAACAAGCUAGUGCCCUUUUAAUUUUCUCCAAAAAUAUGAUAUUCAGGGAACGUUCGAAAAAGAUAUAUUAGGUUCGAAUAAUUGGUAAAGAGUUGUAAAAUCUGAGAUGUUCUUCUUGCAUUGAACCAUCCUUUUUAGUAUCCUUGUUAAAUUAGAUGUAUAUCGUGUAUGCAAUCCCUGGCAUUUUUUUUUCUAAUGAAUGAAUGGUUUGCCUUAGGUAGGAAUGUUAGAACUCAAUUAAAAUUAUAUGCAGUCACUCAAAAACGAUAUUUAUAUUUUUUUCCCCACCAAGAUGAUUAUAAAGGGAGGAAAAGUAACUUCUUUUGAGUGUCGGGAUUUUGUUGUUGUUGUUGUCAGCAAGCUUUGUUUGUGUAAUCAAAGAUGAAGAUGAAGUAUGUUUCCAGCGAUGUUAAAAGGUUCUGCAAUAAUGUCCUUUAUGUCCUGUUUCAUAUUACCAACAGUGUUUUCUCUACUUUGUGCGCCAUUUUGCAUCGUUGAAAUAACAUUAGAUCAAUCUAGAGAGGAAUUGUCCUUUGAAAGUUAAAACUCCAAGCUAAGAUGAAGAUAUCAAUAGCCACCAAGCCGAAUGCCUUGUUUUUUACUUUUUAGGCAGAAAGGUAUAGUUCAGGAUUUAAAGAGCGAAAUCAACCAUUAAGUUUGUGAUAUAUCCCUUAAGAUUUUUCGAUAAAUUGGUAUGAAUUACGUGAAAAUGAAAAUUUUUCCAAAAUUUGUUCAUUAUAAUGUUCAAGAUUACUCGUCAUGUAUGACCUAGUGAUAGAUCGUAGGCUGGCUUCAACCACAACAUUGCUAGUUGUGUUAUAGGCGCCAUUUAUCAUAUAGGAGGUGUUUUAUUAAUUAGUAAAUACGGGUUACAGGCUAUGAACACCUGCUAGGCAUGGUAUUCUUCACUAAAAUGUAUUUGUACUGUCUGGUUAUUGUUUGGAUAAUACAAAACAGUAGAAUCUUCGGAGUAAAUUUCAUUUUGCAGACAAAUAUUAAGAUUAAGUCUCCAGGCCAAUGCAAAAAGAGGCAGAGAUACCCCAAGACUCGGCUCUUGCGUUCUUUCUUUUGCUUCGGUGCACAAACCUUGUCAGUUUGCUAUGUGGAUUUCUCAGUCAAAGUAUAUGCCUGAGCUAAACAGGGCAUUUCUGCUGGACGCUUUUGCUUGGAACUUCUCAUUAAUAUUUUUUACUAAACAUCUUACUUGAAAUAAGCCUUGUCUUGAAAUGGGCAUGAAUCCAUUGUUCAUGAAAAGUUUCCCUACAUGUACUGCCUCGUUCUUUGUCAGAUACAAUGAAAUUGUUCAAAAAGCAUUUUCUAAAUCAAUGAUUCCAUCUUUUAAAACAAGGACUUCGAGGGGACUGUUCAAACAGAUUGCAUGCCGUUGCAUUUAUAAAAAAAGGCUUUCUUGAAGCAAUUCAUAAAAUCAAUCAUAUUGUAUUAUACUUCUUUUCUUAUUUUCUAUGGGUUUUGUAGAGAAAUGCCAGAAAGUUGCUGAUAAAAUUUUUUUUGCUCGCGAGGAUGUUCAUAGUUUCAUCUAUUGUUGUUUUGAUUUUAAAUUGAUUUCUGAUUAGGAUGUUCAGAAAGAAACAAGCAACAUCGAGGCAACGAGAGAGCACUGCCCUUUGACAACUAACGCACCUCCUGUGG